UCAAAAAUCUUAACUCAAAAGACUUCCCACUUGUUAGGUUGUCCUCACUGUCAUGUAUUUAUCUGACAUGUUUUUCCAUCAACUCUAACAACAAGACAACGGCUUAUUUGGACAACAAUUUCUCACCGACUGAGCGUUGAAUUUACCUCGGGUCGAUGUCCAAAGACAACCGCCACGAUGGACGACGCCGUGGCGCUGGGCAGCACCGUCUCGGCCCGAGAGUUAGCCAAGGUGGGGACGGGAGGGAGAGGUCUGGUAGCAACAGCUCGGGCUCCUCGCAUGGAGGAGGCAAAAGCAAGAAUUCACCCAUAUCCGCUUUAAAGGCAUCCUUUCAGCGCUCCAACAGCCAUGACAAGGUGAGGAAAAUAGUUGCUGAAGAAGGCCGUGCUGCUAGAAACCUCAUUGCCUGGAGCGUACCUCUAGAGAACAAAGAGGAGGAAGCAAAGUCCAAAAGCAACUCCAGUGGCAACUCCAGAGCCCAAAGGAUCAAUUCUGGGCAACAGAGGAACAAGAAACAGAAUGCUGCUUUGGAAAAUAAAGGCACAGCCAGCUCCUUGUUGGACAAGGGGCCAGAGAAGAGCCCCACGAAAGCAAGGCAGCCCCGCAAGGUGGACCUGCGAGCACGCUACUGGGCUUUCCUCUUUGACAACCUGCGGCGCGCCGUGGACGAGAUUUAUGUCACCUGUGAAUCCGAUCAGAGUGUCGUCGAAUGCAGGGAGGUGUUGAUGAUGUUGGACAACUACGUACGGGAUUUUAAAGCCCUCAUAGACUGGAUCCAGCUCCAGGAGAAGUUGGAGAAAACAGAUGCCCAGAACAGGCCCACAUCUUUAGCCUGGGAAGUGCGCAAGAUGUCUCCAGGACGUCACGUGAUGCCCAGUCCCUCAGCAGACAGAAUGGUUCCUUCUCCAGGGGCACGUCGAGCCCUCAACUUCGGUGGUCCUCCGGCUACACUGGCUGCAGCCCGCCUCUCCCACACAGGCCCCAGCUGGGCAGACCGGGUGAAGUGCACUCAGGCCAUACCUAACUCCAAUCAACAAACCAUCUCCCCAGUAGAAAAACUUGGUAAAAAGGAUGCAGAGGGAUGGGAGACCGUCCAGCGAGGACGCACUGCCAAACCUCGCUCUGCUGCUAUAAUUGCCAAGGUCAGUCCUGUCUUGGCUCAUGUCAUCCCAAAACAGGACAGCGCCAAGUGUGACCACUCGCAUCCGCCACCUCAAGAGGAGCAACAACUCCGUCCUCAGUGUCUCCCGGACAAUGAUGCAGCCAAGACGGACUCAGAGCAGGAAGUCCCUGCCGAGCCUGACGAUCUGGAGAAGGUUGGACAUCCAGAGAGUGGGCAGAUGAUUGAGCCCCCAGCAGAGAGUACACAAGACUCGGGGCAGUGUGUCGACGCACCCUGUGAAGACGCGCCUCCCCCCAUAGCAGCUCUCACCCCAUCCCAAGCCCCAGAGUCCAACCCGUCCUCAGCCACAGUCCCACCAACAGACAUUACUCUAUCAGUCCCACUCCCUGCUCUGGCACUCUCCACGUCCCCAGACCUUCCCCAGGCGGAUGGGCUCAGUGCACUGUUGGCCUUGGGGGACAAUGGGGCUGAGGGGGGCGCGUCGCAGGGCAUGGCAACAUCUGCUCCAGGACAGGCUGAGAAUCCCAUGGCAGCGGUGAAACUGGAGAGUGUGCUGGACCCCACAGAGCUUUCUACUCCCCAGUCCAUGGCAGAAGUCCUUGCCAAGAAAGAGGAACUUGCCGACCGGCUGGAGAAGGCCAACGAGGAGGCGAUUGCCAGUGCCAUCGCUGAGGAAGAGCAGCUGACCAGAGAGAUACAGGCCGAGAACAACGACCUGGAGACUGACAAUGAAAGCGACUUCUCUGCAAGCAUUGGCAACGGAGGAUGUGGAGUCAAUAUUGAUUGGAGUGACAUGCUGGCAGAUUAUGAUGCUCGUGAGCCAUGGCGUCAGAGUACCUCAUGGGGGGAUAUUGUAGAAGAGGAACCAGCUCGCCCUCCUGGACAUGGAAUCCACAUGCACGAGAAAUUGUCCUCACCGUCACGCAAAAGAACAAUUGCAGAGUCAAAGAAGAAACAUGAGGAGAAACAGCUGAAGGCGCAGCAGCUGAGGGACAAACUCCGUGAGGAAAAGACGCUCAAACUGCAGAAGCUCUUGGAGAGGGAGAAAGAGGUGAGAAAAUGGAAGGAGGAGUUGUUAGAGCAGCGUCGAAGGAUGAUGGAGGAAAGGCUGUUGCAUGCAGAGUUCAAGCGAGAACUGCAGCUCCAGGCAAUUGUGAAGAAAGCCCAAGAAGAAGAAGCCAAGGUGAAUGAAAUCGCAUUCAUCAACACGCUGGAGGCCCAAAACAAGAGGCAUGAUGCCCUGGCCAAGUUAAAUGAGUAUGAGCAACGGCUUAAUGAGCUGCAGGAAGACAGACAGAGGAGACAGGAGGAGAAGCAGGCCAGAGAUGAAGCUGUACAGGAGCGUAAACGGGUCCUGGAAGCAGAGCGGCAGGCAAGGGUGGAGGAGCUGCUGAUGCGGAGGAAGGAGCAGGAGGCUCGUAUUGAACAGCAGAGGCAGGAAAAGGAGAAGGCUAGGGAAGAUGCAGCACGGGAAAGAGCCAGAGACCGAGAGGAACGUCUGGCUGCUCUUAGUGCUGCUCAGCAGGAGGCCAUGGAGGAGCUGCAGAAGAAGAUCCAGAUGAAGCACGAUGAGAGCAGCCGGAGACAUAUGGAGCAAAUCGAGCAGAGGAAGGAGAAGGCUGCUGAGCUCAGCAGUGGUCGACAUGCUAAUACGGACUAUGCCCCCAAACUUACACCAUAUGAGCGCAAGAAACAGUGCUCCCUGUGUUGCGUUGUGAUCACCUCAGAGGUGCACCUGUUCAGCCACACCAAGGGCAAGAGGCAUCAACAGGCCGUGCGAGACAGUAGCAGCAUCCAGGGACGGGAGCUCUCUGAUGAGGAAGUGGAGCAUCUUUCCUUGAAGAAAUACAUUGUGGAUAUUGUGACAGACAGCUCAGUGUCCUCUGAGGGCAUGAAGGAUGGGGAAGAGAGACAGAAGGCACGGAAGAAGGCAAAGAAGCUGCGCGCCAGGAUGAACUCCAGGGCAAAGGAAUAUGAGACAUCAAUGGAGGCAAAGACACAGGUCCCUGACUCUCCAUACAAGGCCAAGUUGCAGCGCCUGGUGAAGGACCUGUUGAAGCAGCUGCAGGGCCAAGAUGGCGGGCAGUGGGCCAACAACAAAGUGUCUGGUCUGGACAGGACUCUGGGAGAGAUCGCUCGCAUCUUGGAGAAACAGAACAAUGCAGACCAAGUGGCCUUCCAAGUGGGCGGCGGCCUGUCGGCUCUGGAACAAAUCCUGCAGGUCGUCACUGCUGCUUCCACACCCACUGCAGUUCCUCGUAUUCCUCUCAAAUCCCUCUGUGCUGCUGCAAACACCUACUACCUGGCAUGUUCCUGCUGCCCCCUCAACUGCUCCUAUGUGCUGUUUAGCAACAAGAUUGCUCUCCUCAUGGACCUGCUUCUGCAUCAGCUAACACUGUAUGUCCCAGAUGAGGACAAAUCCAUUUUUGGACGCAGUGUGAACAAACAAGUCUUUGAGGGUUUGACGACAGGCCUGCUGCAGACCAUCGCUACCAUCCUGGGGUCCCUCUGGCCACAUAUCUCUGAGUCUGGACAAGGUGAAAAGACAUGGAUUUCCUCCCCAGAUGCCAAGGUCAAGAGCUCUGCCACCGAGUCCUUCAACACUCGCACACAAGACCUAAUCAGCUACGUGGUAAAUAUGGGUUUGAUCGACAAGCUGUACGGGUGUUUCUUGUCGAUUCAAGGUCCUGUAGACGAGCACCCAAAGAUGUCCGCUUUCCUCCAGCAAGCCUCAGCUCUGCUACACAGCAUGUGCAAGCUGUGUUAUGCCGUAACUGGACGUGCUCCCAGUAUAUUUGACAAUAAACGCCAGGACCCGACUGGAUUGACGGCCCUGCUGCAGUCCACAGAUCUGGUGGGAGUGGUGCACACUCUGUAUUGCAUCCUGCUUCACAGUUUUGCGCCAGAGUCGGCCUCCCGGAGUCAGGAGCCCUACGGCCCCGGGGUCAUCCAGGUGGCUUUGCAAGGGAUCCGCUUCCUCAACAGUUUUGCCCUGCUCGACCUGUCCGCCUUCCAGACUGUUUUAGGAGCCGAGGGCCUGUCUCUAGCUUUCCGACACAUCGUCAGCUCCCUGCUCUGGUACUGUACACAGCAUUCAGCCGAAGAGCUGCUGCACGAAGUCAUCAUCUGCGUGGGAUACUUUACCGUUAACCACCCCGACAACCAGGUGAUAGUGCAGUCUGGCCGCCAGCCCAGCGUCCUGCAGAAACUGUGUCAGCUGCCCUUCCAGUACUUCAGCCACCCGCGCCUCAUCAGAGUGCUCUUCCCCUCCCUCAUCUCGGCCUGCUACAACAACCCCCAAAACAAGGUCAUCCUGCAGCAGGAGAUGAGCUGUGUGCUGCUGGCUACGUUCAUUCAGGACUGUGCUGCAAAUGAGAAGGAGUCUGACAACAAAACAAAGCAAGGAGUUUCCCAGCUGCUGGAUUACUGCGAGUUCAAUCGCUUUCCAAGAGAUCAGUGGGAUUCAGCGCUGCAGUUUUUUCUAAAGAAGCAGGAAGAGUGAUGUAGUCGCCCACUGUCCUCAGAAUGGAUGAGCGCAGUAUAAACACAACAAAAGAGACUGAUAUGUGGAAUUGUUUCCGGAUUGUUCUCUCCCCCCCCCCCGACUUUACUGCACACAAGUUUAAAAAAAAAAACUAAAAAAAAACGCUCUUCAAACUUUGUGAAAUUUUUCAAAGCCUUAUACUGUGUCUGUUCAUCUGUUUGGAUUUCAGAAGAAAUCGGAUGAUAUUUAUGAGGAAUUUGCACAAAAAUCUCUUGUUUGUACAUUGUAGCUAGAACACACGCACAACUAUUCCAUUUAAUGUGUAAACAAGCCGUUUGUUCCUCUUCUUGUUUCUGUUGUAGAUAGAACAUGGAUACAAAGUGAUGAUCUAAACCUGACACAUUUACUUAUACUGUAAUUUAUAUGUUGCCAAACAUUUUCAUCGAUACUGUUAAUUUAUUUAUCAUUUCUUUGAAUGUGAGUGAAUGUUUUACUUUAGUCUACAUAAAGCCAGUCACAAGUUACUGACCUGCCUUGAUUGCGAAUACGUGUUAAGAGUUUAUAUUUUUCAAGUUCAUUCUUUUUCUUUCCUCUCACUUACAAAUUAAUAUAAUUUAUUGACUUAUUAUUAUUAUUACUGAGUAACAUUUAUCAUCAAGAAUAAAAUACUCAUGGUUAUGAA
Molecule: messenger RNA, 5289 nt
Organism: Acanthopagrus latus (yellowfin seabream)
Lineage: Eukaryota; Metazoa; Chordata; Actinopteri; Spariformes; Sparidae
Gene: scaper
Product: S-phase cyclin A-associated protein in the ER
Exons: 31
Coding region: 156-4625 (1489 amino acids)
Molecular function (GO): zinc ion binding; nucleic acid binding
Source: RefSeq, a predicted model, not a curated record